Acanthopagrus latus (yellowfin seabream) is the source of this 6898-nucleotide messenger RNA. RefSeq names its product metal transporter CNNM3. Lineage: Eukaryota; Metazoa; Chordata; Actinopteri; Spariformes; Sparidae. Gene Ontology annotation, biological process: transport; magnesium ion homeostasis. Gene Ontology annotation, molecular function: transmembrane transporter activity. Gene Ontology annotation, cellular component: plasma membrane. The coding region runs from base 143 to 2518 and encodes 791 amino acids. The transcript has 11 exons. The record is from RefSeq and is a predicted model, not a curated record.
CUGUUAUUGGCUGUGAGGACAAACUGACUCCAAUUCGCUGUUUUUUUAGAGGAGGCGGUGCGAUAGAAAACAAAAACACGCAGGAGUCGAGCCCCAAAAUGUCCCGGAACCCCUCAGCUCCGCCUGUGUGCGCGGAGCCAAAAUGGCCGCCGCGCAGCUCAGUUGCAGCGCUCGUUUUGUGUGGCUGGCUCGGCCCCCGGUGGGCGGGGCCGCUGCGGGGCUACAGUCACAUGAUCCGCGCGGAGCCAGGCCGACCAAUUCCAAUAUGGUGGCCAGCUUGGCAGGUCUACGGUUCCUGUUGAUGAUAUUGUUGUUCUGCGGGAUCAGAUACGGCGCCUGCAGCCAGGAAGCUCCGCAGGUCCUCGGGCUGCGACUGGAAGACCCGGCGGGUCUGGUGUGCAUGAAGGAUCGGAUCAUCUCGGCGCCGGAAGGAGCCACGUUCAAGCUCCGUCUCUUUGGGACUGAUCUGGAUCUGAAUGGAAGCCUGCCGUCGGUGGCGUUCGCAGGGGCAGCUGGUGGAGCUGCCGGGGCGGUCGGGGAUGCGCCCGACCCGUGCGGGACGGAGUCCCGCCGUGUCGAGUCCGCGUUCCAGGUGACGGGGAGCUUCACCAAGGACGAGGACCACGGCGGGCUGAUCACGGUGGAGGUCCGGCCGACCAGCAAACCUGACGGCGGGGAGCAGAGCUACCACCACCUGUGUGUGCUGAGCGGGGGGACGUGGGUGUCCGUGGGCCCGGACAGACUGCGGGUCGACACCGACGCGGCUCUGCCCGCAGACCACAUCCCGCCGUGGGGUCUGGCGGUGCUGGUGGUGCUGCUGCUGCUGGUGUGCGCCCUGCUGCGGACUGUGAACCUGAGCCUGCUGUGGCUGGACCCCGUGGAGCUGUACGUCCUCCACAGCUGCGGGUCCGAGGAGGAGAAGCGGGCCGCCAAGCGCCUGGAGCCGAUCCGGAGGAGGGGGAACUUCCUGACCUGCUCCCUGCUGUUCCUGUGUGCGGUGGGACACUCGGUCCUCGGGGUGCUCCUGUACCGGGCUCUGGGCUCCAUCGUCUCCGCCGUCUUCACCAGCGGCUUCCUCAUCUUCUUCCUGGCGGAGCUGGCUCCUCACAUCCUCUGCUCCGGGUACGGGUUUCAGCUGGCUCCGGGUCUGACCUGGCUGGCCCAGGUCUGCAUGGUGCUCACCUGCCCCCUGUCCUGCCCUCUGGGGCUGAUCCUGGACCUGGCUCUGAGGAGGGACAUCAGCACCUGCGGGAUAAGAGAGAGGGCGAUGGAGAUGAUCCGCACCAGCGUCAACGAUCCCUACAGUGAGUUUGUGAAGGAGGAGUUCAGCCGAGGGAUGCUGCGCAGUAAGACGGUGGAGGACAUCCUGACCCCCCUGAAGGACUGCUUCAUGCUGCCCAGCUCCGCCGUCCUGGACUUCUCCACCAUGUCUGAGAUCAUGCAGAGCGGAUACACCCGGGUGCCCAUCUACGAGGAGGAGAGGUCCAACAUCGUGGAGAUCCUCUACGUGAAGGACCUGGCUCUGGUGGACCCGGACGACUGCACCCCCAUGACGACCAUCACCAAGUUCUACAACCACCCGCUGCACUUUGUCUUCAACGACACCAAGCUGGACGCCAUGUUGGAGGAGUUCAAGAAAGGUAACUCUCACAUGGCCAUCGUCCAGAAGGUGAACAACGAGGGGGAGGGGGAUCCUUUCUACGAGGUGCUGGGGUUGGUCACCUUAGAGGACGUCAUCGAGGAGAUCAUCAAGUCAGAGAUCCUGGAUGAAUCCGAUGGCUACUUGGACAGGAAGGUGAAGCGUCCCCUCGCUCCGCUGGAGAUCCCGCUGGAGCCUCGCAGCGUCCACGAGGAGUUUUCUCUUUUCAAGCCUCCCGAAGGAGAACCCAAGAUCAGAACCUCGCCACAGCUCCUGCUGGCCACACACCGCUUCCUGUCCAGAGAGGUGGAGCACUUCAGCCCCGGACGCGUCUCCGAGAAGGUGUUGUUCCACCUGCUCCGUCACCCGAGCGUCAACCAGGAAGUGCACUUUGACUCCAACAACCGUCUGAGCGCGGGUCACUACCUGUACACACGGAACCACCCGGUGGACUAUUUCAUCCUGCUGCUGCAGGGUCGUGUGGAGGUGGAGAUCGGUAAAGAGGGGCUGAAGUUUGAGAACGGGGCGUUCACGUACUACGGCGUGUCGGCUCUAACGCUGCCAUCUUCAGUGCACCAGUCUCCAGUGUCGUCCCAGCGUCACUCCCCCAGGGAUCCCUUUGAGUCAGCAGAAGCUACGAGCCCGUCCAGCUAUUGUCCCGACUACACCGUCCGAGCGCUCACUGACCUGCAGCUCAUACGGGUGACCCGUCUCCAGUAUCUGAACGCUCUCAUGGCGUCGCGGGUCGCUCAGAGUCCAGAUCCUCCUGAGAUCAAGAUCCUGCCCAACAGUCAGACCAAGCUGCUCAACGACAGAAACACCACACAAGGUUGCAGUAGUACCCAGGAGAGCUCCACAGAAGAGGAGGCUCAUGGGUAGUGCGGUUUCUGUCCCGCCCGCUGUGAAAGACCUGCUCCAACCAAGUUUUUUUAGUUUUGUUUCUUUGUGUUUUUCUUGAUGAAUCAUCUAUGGCUGGAACGUAGUUACUGGACGAGACUGGAGCGAGUGAUUUUGAGUGUCUGUAUGUCGAUCCACACACCUCCAUCCUCCAUUCCUGUAUGUGCUUUUCAUUGAAAUUAUUAUUUUAUGUUGUUUUAUACACUCUGGACUAUAUGUGUGUAUAUAUAUUAUAUAUAUAAAUACAUUUUAUUUUAAGUUGGCGGUGCCUUUCUUCCAGGUUUAGCCUUUCGUACUAUACUCUGCAUUGCCAUUCAUCACUUUGCCUGUCUGGGUGCCAAAGCAAAGCUACGUGUGUGUGUCUGUGUGUGUGUGUGUGUGUGUGUGUGUGUGUGUGUGUGUACCGAAGCAUCCGUCCGUUUGAGACACUAAAAACAAACGAGCUGGUUAAAAGCAGGUUUGCACAUUAAAUUAGUGCACUGUUGAUCGUGCGUCCACUUUAUUUCACCCUCACGCGACAGUCGAAGUGUUUGUGUUGCCAAAAAAAAAAAAAAAAGGAUAAUUUUAGCUCUGACCUUUCAACGCCUGAUGGUUAGUUUUACUUUAAGUAUUCAAGUUAGAAACUGAGGCUUGUAACCAAAGUAACAAAUUAACACUGACAGAUAGUUUUUUAAUAUUAAGGUAAGAGAAGCUCAAAAAUGCCUCCAGAUGAACCUCAGAGCGAUUUUAAAGUCGAGCUUAAACAAUUAUCAACAAUCGAGAUGCUGCAGUUUGUUUGAAGUGAUAAUAAACUGAUAUAUUUGGGUUUUGUCCGACAAAAUAAGUCCCUUUUAAAAAUGAAUUCUUGAGCAUUUUCUUCCUAUUUUUGACAUUUUAUUUAUUGAAUGCUUCAUAGAGAAAAUUAUCAUCAGAUUGAUGAAAACAAUCGUAACUUCAUUAAUCUGUUUAACCAACUGAAUGUGCAUUUACUUCCGAAAGUACGAAAAAAGUAUAAAAUGUUUGGUCAGAUUCAUAAUCUAGUUUUUCUAAAAGUCUAAAUUCUAAAAAAAAAUAUUUAAGAUUAUUUUCUUGUAAGAAAUUGCCACGUUCUUGUUCACCGCUUGUGUUCUGACAAUAUUAAAGAAGAGAAGACGAGCGAUUUGAUUCAUUCAGACGCGUGUCAAAGACUUUUUCCACUAGUUUAUAUUUAACAGACAAAACUUUUCAUGACGAAAAUAAUCCUGAGAUUCAUCCACCCGUCAGCUGUGAACACAUUUCAUACAAAAAAUAAGUAAUUGUUGGUUACAAAAAACAGCUGAUCAGUCCUUUAUAGUCUGUGGUGUUUCAUCAAACCAACAGAAGGAAUCGGAGCAUCUGUUGGGGGACUAUUUUCAGCAGGGGAUUAAUCUGCAUUUGGUGCAGCAGGAUGGUGUGUGUGUGUGUGUGUGUGUGUGUGUGUGUGUGUGUGUGUGUGUGUGUGUGUGUGUUCAUGGUGAUAAAGGAACAACAGUGUGACUCAUUUGUGUUUUUAAAAAAAAAAUAAAUUAAGAUAAAUCAGGCUAAAACUACAUUCAGUGUUCUCAGCGAUGCACUUUGACGUUUGAUGAGCGUGUCGUCCAGCAGGUGGCGCUGUGAGUCUGACACCUGCACUGACCUCAGUGUCAAGUUAAAACCCUGGAACUGGAAGUCAGAUUAACAGUAACACGGCGCACGUCGUCACGUUCGCCCUGCAGAUUAACACUUAAUUGGCCCAGGAGCUUCUCGUCCGUUAUCCCGUCUGCGUUAUUUCAUACAUCUGAGUCUUGUUAACAUUCCAGUACGUGUUCACAUCCGUCUGUCUAUGAGUGUGUGUGUGUGUGUGUGUGUGUGUGUGUGAGAUGCAGUAUUUAACUAGUUCAUGUCAGCGAGCAUCCAGUUCCUCUCUGCAACUCCUGUAUGUCGAUAACCAAACAUGCAUUGUAAGCAUCCGUCAGUCACUGUUGCAUGUGUGUAAACAUGUGGAAUAUGUCAGAACCGGCCCGUUAACGACCCGCUCCUUGUGUUCUCUGUAUGUGUACAUUAAUAUAUUAACGACGAGGAGGGAAAUGUGGAGGCCGACUCCGAACGAGCCGCUCAGCAGGACGGACUAAAUCAGUGUUGUAACGGAUUCUAUCAAGUAUUUUAGCGCCAGUACUCACCGGCCCAGUUGUGCUGUGAGGAAGUUCUGCAGUCAUUCCUCCGGUCCACACGGGCCACGCUGCGACUACACUGUAAAAAAUGGAGGACAAAACAAUCAUCGUCAUACGGGCAUGGCAUAUUAAUGGGCAUUUGGUGUUAUGUCUUAAUUUUAAGCUUUUUGUGUUUCAUUUAACGACGUCCUCAUUUUUUAGUUUUAGUUUCAGCUGCCAUGCAGGAAAAGAUGACGUCAGGUGACCUUCAUUGUCAUGGCAACAAUAAUUAACGUUUAGGCGACAAGUCUGCUUGGUUAGGUUUAGAUGAGGACUUUUUAUUUUUAUUUUCUGGUUAUCUAUUUUCUAAGUCUGAUUUGAAUUGUUUUCUGACUCGAAAACUGGUGGGGUAAAAAAAUCUUGGCUUGUUUUUUUUCUGUUUCCCAAUCUGCAGAGAGAAAAGUAUAGUUUCCCCGGGAGAAAAUUAAUACUUUCGUGUGCUUAACAAAGCGCAAACUUUUUUUUUUUUUCUCCUAGGAGAAUUAAGUUUUAAUGAUGUACAUUUUUUUAAUGAUGAGACAUUUUAUUUUCCCCAGGAGAAUUUUUUUUCAUGAGUGGCCAAAAAAAUUCCCCUGGGGAGAAACGAGACACACACAAACAAAAAAAUUUUUUUUUCAACAUUUUUUUCCAUCAUUUCUUUCACGCAUGAAAAAAUAUUCCCCUGGAAAUAAAAUGGGUUCACCAGCUCUUGAGUCAUAAACACAGUGAAGAUCAAGUCAGAUCAGACUUAGAAAAUGUGUCAUCAGAAAAAAAAACUUUCCUCACUGGCCUCUCAGGGCUUCCAUAGACAACAGACUUCAACAAAAGUCAAGUAUUAAAGUAUUUACCAGGACGAAUCCCUCCGCUGUGGCUCAGCAUGUAAACACAAAUUGUUUACAAUUAUAAUUCACAGUAAUUUUUUUUUUUUUACGAAUUUUAUGUCAUAGAAUGAAACAUCCCAAGAUCCAUUUAAAAAUAAAAAACAGUCUUCGAGACAAGUGAACCUAAAGUACAAAUAUGCAAAGUCAUUUUCAUGUUUUUGGACUCAUUCUUGCAGAUCUGUAUUAAAACAACUGUAAGAGAUUUAAAUUCAUAAAACAAAUAUUAAGUCAACAGACAUUCUGUGUGUCAGGUUGCCCAUACCUGAGAACUUCUGUCCACAUCACAUUUGUAUUCAAAUCAUCAGCGUUCAUUCUGAUAGUAUUUUUCUGAGAAUGUUGGAUAGUGUGAUCUUCUUUCGUCAAGUGUUUUAGACUUGUGACACACAGAAAAACAAACUUUACUCAUGAUUUUCCUUCGCCGCUCUCUCUAACCCUCGUCACUGUUCCUGAGCUCUGAUUAAUCCAUAAUUAGGGACGGUGAUUGUCCAAAGACGACUAAAUGCUGAGAGACUCCCUCACGAUUCACCUCCAAUUAACAUCGGCCGGACUUUGCACAAAACAAGAAAAACUGUGAAUUUUGUCCUCGAUUUCUUACAGUGUAGUGUGCUGGCGCCUGACAGCCGGUAUGAAGAGAGGAAUAAUGACUCUCUCAGCUUACAGACAGUGUCACAUGUGAGUAUUGUUUGAAGAAACACUUGAAAGAAUCUGAACCUCGCAGCAGCAGCAGCAGAGUCGGCUCUUCACCAGCUGUAUUACGUUCGCACCCGUUGUGUCUCUUUGCAUUUUGAUUCCUUCAGUGUUUUCACUCUCGAGCAUUUCUGCCAUAUUCCAGGAGAUAUUUUGAACUGUGUGAUUCUGAGUAAAUAUUUUUUUCAGCUGUUUACUUUUAUUUUGUUUCGUUCGUAUAUGGUAUCAGAAGACUGAAUGUAAAAAAAAAAACAAAACAAAACAAAAAGGAUAAUCAUUACUUUGUGCUUCUUAUACUGAUUGAGAGAAACAGUGGGAGGGUGUUGAUGAUGUGUGUUAAUAUAUGACCGCUUAAGUAGAAUAUCGUUUGAGGACGUAGUUUUUUAGGUAGUAAGUCUCAAUUUUCAGGUACAACACUGUUACUACAAGAGUUGAAUUUAACAGUUUAACCGAUUCCUCUUCCUGUCCAGGUUACAUUUGUAUACAACUUCUCAAUUUUAUUAUUGUUAUUUUUUUUUUUUUGGUUUUGGGAAUGCUGCCAGUUUUUGGGUGCAUUAUUGAGACGCCAUUGCAUUUAACACUUUCAAUAAUCAUGUUUCUUAGGAAAUAAAACGCAAUCCUGUUCUAAA